Molecule: messenger RNA, 1361 nt
Organism: Alternaria rosae
Lineage: Eukaryota; Fungi; Ascomycota; Dothideomycetes; Pleosporales; Pleosporaceae
Exons: 1
Coding region: 401-1039 (212 amino acids)
Source: RefSeq, a predicted model, not a curated record
AUCAACAAGCAUCAUGCAAAUCUUUGUGCGAGAAUCAAUCAAAGGCAAUCAAGGCGCCAAUCCUCACUUCGUGGCGCGCGAUCGAGUAGACUCAUGAAUUCGAGGACUGUCUUCACGAAAUCACAGCGAGCGGCAAGGAGCAAGAAAGGCAUAGCCACGGGGCUUGACUAUUCUCCUGAUGACCACCGUCGUCUCAUUCGACGAACCAAGAGCUCAGGAUGCACUGUGCAUGUUCGCGAACCGGUUCGAUAUACAAUGACCUCAGGUCCUACAAGGUCUUCCUCAAGUACUAAAGAAGAGUAGUCAAUCCCUAACGCACAUAACAAGUCCCCCUUCUAGCGGACUCAGAUCAUCUAGUACAUUCUUACCACACAGGAACGGCCUACUAAAGAUUGAGCAAAUGUCAACCACACGGAUCUCGCCUCCAUACACCCCCCGUUCUAGUCCGGGCAGCGUGCCCACCGCAGACAUCACACAAUACUACCUAGACAAGGACUUAAUCAAGUUCGCAGGCUUCAUCACCUGUGUACCCCCAGAUCUCCUAUAUAGCAUCAUGUCCGCCGCAACCGAAGCCGACCUCAGAGCACUGCUCGCCCUGAUCAACCCUCCAGAUCUACGAAUCGAGUCCGGCUUCCUGAUCACCAGAACGUGCGCGCGCGUAUCAAACUGGCUAAGAAACGGAAACCAAAGAUGGGCGGUGAGUAAGGACGUUAUUCCUUGUGCCCUCUUCCUCCUUCUCAAGUUUAGGGUCUUGACACGCGAUGGGGUGUGCAAUUCGCAGACGCACGAAGAGAGUCUUAGGCUGGCUGUUGCCGUCAAGACCGCGUAUGGCAACCUCUGCGACAGUAGGGUAUCGCGACAGACGUGGGCCGACAUUAUGGGUAGACCGUACGCAGACAUUCAGGGCGCUGAGAUCGCGCUUCUGAAGGACCUGGACUUUAGAACUUGGGUGCAUGAGGCUGAAUUCAAGGAGUUUGUGGGCAGGUUCGAGAUUGUGUGGGAGAUGCUGCUCGAAGAUCGAGAUGACGUUUUCUUUUGACGGAUGGAACCUACUCUUGGAUAUCUAAGGACAGCGUAAUGACGAUCUUAUUGGGAUCUGGUUACGAUUAGGUAUCAUCCAAGCGCUCUUUCGGACAACUUCGAGAUAGCACAGUGUCAAGAUGUGUUGAAAUAGCAUUGUCACAGCCAACACACUUGAUGUUCAUUCGUUAACAGUGUUACAAAUUGCUAUAGUUCACACUCACAACUCUACAUGCUUCCACAGCACCGCUCGCGCCCGCGUUCAAGAAAUGCUCAUCCUCAUACUCUCUUCUCUCCGUAACCUGCGUGCAAUCGGCUAACGGCUUCCGCUAACAAGACAC